CAGCAGCAGAGCAAGUGAUUUUUCUCGGACUUUCUGCGGGCAGUCGGCUACGUUGACAACUAUAUUACGGUCUGUUAGACAGAACCUUCAUGUAUUUAUUUCUAAGUUCAUCGAUUUAAAAUGUCAGGACAGUCGCGGGACAAUGAUAACAAAUUCCGAUGAGGCUCCAGCGGAUAUGUGCUGUAAAUGAGCAUUUGGGAUAAAUAACUUAAGGACAGUUUAAUGAACUCCAGCCUCGCGCUUCAUGUUUCAGAGGCAGCCGGUGGAUCAUUCCAGUGAAGUAGUUUUAUAAUUUUGAUUAUAUCGACACAUGGAAGCGAUGGUUCAGGUAUAGUGAUGUUUUAGGUAGAGUGUUGUGAUGGGGAAAGAUUAUUACAGGGUGCUGGGGAUCGAGAAGGGCGCCUCGGAUGAGGAGAUCAAGAAAGCGUACAGAAAACAAGCGUUAAGAUUUCACCCCGACAAAAACAAAUCGGCCGGAGCUGAAGAUAAAUUCAAAGAGAUCGCAGAAGCUUACGAUGUCCUGAGCGAUUCCAAGAAGAAGGAUAUCUAUGACAGAUAUGGAGAGGAUGGGCUUAAAGGACACGCCGGCGGCGGAAGCAACGGCCCCAGCUACACUUUUCACGGCGAUCCGCACGCCAUGUUCGCCGAGUUUUUCGGCGGCCGCAGCCCGUUCGAUCAGUUCUUCGCAUCUCAUGGGGGCGUAGACAAUGACAUGGACAUCGACGACCCCUUCGCGGCUUUCGGAAUGGGAGGAAUGGGCGGUUUCCCCAGAUCUUUCAAAUCCCGCGGGGGCGGACACGGGUGCCGGGAAAAGAAGAAAGAUCCCCCGGUCGUGCACGAGCUCAAGGUGAGUCUCGAAGAAGUCUUCUCCGGUUGCACGAAAAAAAUGAAGAUCUCUCGCAAGAGGUUAAACCCGGACGGCUGCACCGUGCGCACCGAAGACAAAAUUCUUACGGUGGACAUCAAACGUGGCUGGAAGGAAGGGACUAAGAUUACCUUCCCCAAAGAGGGAGACGAGACGCCGACCAACAUCCCUGCCGACAUAGUCUUUGUGGUGAAGGACAAGACGCACCCUGUGUUUCGGAGGGAAGGCUCUGACAUCAUUUACCCUGCAAAGAUAUCGCUUAAAGAUGCUCUCUGCGGCUGUUCCAUUAGCGCUCCCACCCUGGAUGGCAGAACUGUCACAGUGACAUCACGUGAUGUCAUUAAACCCGGCAUGAAGAAGAGGAUUGUGGGAGAGGGACUGCCGCUGUCCAAAUUUCCUGAAAAGAGAGGAGACAUGGUGCUGGAAUUCUUAGUGAAAUUUCCAGACAGGUUAGCAGCGGGUACUCGUGACGCUCUGGUUCAGAUUCUGCCACCGUGAUCGGUGUGUGACCACCGAAGGAGAGACUGCAAGAGCCCGUGUGAUUUACAAGAUAUUGAACUUGAAAGCAUCCGUUAGAAAUGUACAAUAUAAGUCAAGCUCAGAGAAACAUAACAGAGCUUCAGUAUAUUAAUUUAUAACCCCCUUGCUUAUAAUGCAGUGCACUUUUUCAGAACACUGUGAAGCAUUUCAGAAGAAUUAUAUAUUGACUCGCUUACAUGAUUUUGACAGUCAACCUUUCUGUUUUAAUCUUCCUGUUUAUGGCUUCAGUUUACUAAAUUUGUGUUUAGUAUUGUGUUUUCUUAUAUUAAAAUUUUAUUUCAGUUUUGAAUUUUGAGCUGUCACAAAUUUUUUUUUGUUUUUGGGCAGUUUUUGCCUUUAUUAGAUAGCUAGUAUGAUAGAAGAGGACAGGAAUGUAUAGGGUGGAGAGAGGGGUAUGGGAUCGGCAAAGGACCUCAAGCCGGUCGCCAAAAGUGCGUCUGCACCAUAUGUCGGAGCACUGCCCACUACACUAUCGGCUCAGACGCCACAAAAUCUUUUUAAGUCGGUAUUGGGAAACAUUGCCAUCCUUUUAGAUUAUUUCAUUUUCUAUUUGAAGUUAAAUGACAGGAAGAGGAAUUUAGUAAAUUGGAAUUUAAAUUGAACUAUUAGACAACACAGGGAUUUUAAAUAUACACGAUGAUCUACAUCUGCUUUUUAUUUGUAAAUGUGCUUCAUGUUCUCAGGCCCAAAUUUUUUAGACUUUGGGAUAAAUUUUAGGUGUCAUUUUAUUUGAGAUAAUGAUUAUGAAUCUUAUGUUUCCGUAAAUACCUCAUAUGUUGUGUGAAUAUUAACACUUUUAUGGCUGACAUGGAAAACUAUAUAUAUGUAUAUAGCAGGGUUCCCACAAGUCCUUAAUUCAAGGCCCUGGGAAGUUUUUGAAAAUAUAACUACAUAGAUACAGGUCAUUAAAAGUGCUUGAAUCUAUUUUAUGCAAAAAUUAUGCAUAAUAAUAAUAAUACAUAUUAUUCCCUGUGUAGUGUAGGAUAAUAUCAUAAAAAUUUUAGACUUUUAGGCUUUGUCCGCACGAAGCCGGUGCAUUCCCUAUCCGAUCAUUUUUUUUCCUUGUUCUAAAAAAAUAAUCCGUAAACACGAACCCACUGAAACUGACUGAAAGCGGUGUAGUAUAUAUGCCGGACCAGUAUGGGGCGCUGUAAUUCUGCCACAGAUAUACACUAUACACGAAGAAGAAGACUUUGAGCAUGCGCAUAACCAACAUAUGUGCUGCGUCCGAAACCGCCUACUACAUACUAUAUAGUACGCGAAAAGCAGUAGGCGAGGCGAGUAGUAUGUCCGAAUACAUAGUAUUCGAAAAACAGUAUGCGAAAAGUACCCGGAUGACCUACUACUUCCGGUUAGAUUUUGCAGUGUGCAUACGAUGGACGCUUCACUAUCCCAUGAUGCCCCGGACGAGGAGUUAUCCAACGAAGAAGAAGAGGCACGCGGCUGUUUUCGCGCUGAAAUGACAUGACGUGAUGACGACGUAUGUCACGUGAUGUAGCAACAUGGCGGAUGUAGUACGUCCGAAUCUCAUUCAUACAACCAGGAUUCAUACUAUACAGUACCUACUGUUCUAAUGCCCAGUAAGUAGGUACUUCAUCUAAUUCAGUACCUACUAUACAGUAUGCGGUUUCGGACGCAGCCAUGGUGUUGCCCAUUAUCACUUGUUGCUCACCACAAUUGCAUUGAAGCAAUAGAUUUUGCUGUAAUAAAGCUAGUAGGCUUUAGUAGCUUCUGUAGCACAAACACAAUCCGCCGUUAUUGUUGUUGCUGUUACGUGUGACGCUUCCGACAUGUGAUGUGAUGACGUUUUCGCUUCACAAAAUAUACGGAUUGGCUGUACACACGAAACCGCAAGGGUGUCGGUUUCAGAUUUAUCCACUUUAGGACCCGGUUUCAAAAAAUAGCAGUUUCACUCUCUCAAAACGCCGGAUCCGUGUGGACGAAACGGCAAUACGAUAACAAAUUUAUACGUAUACAGUGAUAUGCGUCUCCGUGUGGACAGCCCCUUAAGCACACGUGCUAAACUGUUUGCUUUAAAUGCUUAUAUCUUCUGUAUGCGAAUGUUCAUUCAUACCAAAAUGCUUUUUUUUGCAUAAUUUAGUUUGACACAUGAAAACAUCUCUGGUUGCGUAUGUAACUUGUUCCCUGAGAAGGGAAUGAGACGCUGCGUCUCCCUUGUCAUACUUCCUGCGUCCCUGUAACGCCGUCUUUGGCAAUAUUUCAGAUAGCGAAAUACUUCCUGGCUCCCGCGUCACCCUGUUUUUGUCGUUAAGCCUCACCAUUGGUUAAAUUUGAUACACAUACAGACGCACUUACCCCUGGAGGCGUCCCCAAAGUGUCACCGCAGUGACGCAGCGCAAGUUCCCUCGAAAGGGAACUGUAACAAUGUAUCUUAAAAGGUAACACGAUGUAACCUUGCUCUCACAUUCAGUCCUUGAAUUUGAGGGUAUAAGACCUGGAAAGUCCUUGAAAGGUCCUUGAAUUUGAAGUUAACUAAGGUGUGGGAACCCUGAUAUAAUUAUAUAUAUAUAAUUAAGGAAUUAUGCAGAAUUUUCUUUAUUUCACUUCCACUUUAAUUCUGAUAUACAGUUGUCCAUUGUGUGAGCAAUAUCUCAAAUUCGUACUUAUGAUCUUUCAUUAAAUUUACAUGGCAUUCUCAACUCUUAUUUUGACUGUUGCCCAAUCUUGCUUUCACGAAAUCAUCACUGAGGAGCAUCACAUAAAAGAUUUCUACAUUCUUAAGCAUGUCAAAUUGUUUGAUUGUAUAGAGCUGGUUUGGCUGUAGUAGCAGGUUUGACUACCUGUGAUUCAUUCAAAAACUUCACAAAGCCUCUUGAGCAUUUUUAUCACUGUGCUUCCAGAGCUCUGUAUCAUAUACUGUCACUCGCUCAGUUAGGAGUGACCAUCUAUGACUGUCUUUACAGAUGCUCUUAUCACUGAAACCCAGACUGCUUCUGGGAGAACAUCCCUGCAAUUGAAGUACUGUGGGUUGUUAGUUAAACAGCUAACAAGUAGUAAAAAUGCCUAAAUGUUGCUUUAGGAUUAUAAUGAAUAUUAUCCUAAACUAAUGGAUUAUACAUUGACUCAAAAAAAAACUAUUUUGAUCUUAACAUAUGAAUGUUAAGUUAUCUGGGAUAUGUUGGAUCAUCUUAACAUCAACACUUCAUCUCUAAAUAAACAUCAAAUCAAUUUUUGCAUCUUUAAAAAAGUGA
Misgurnus anguillicaudatus (oriental weatherfish) is the source of this 4617-nucleotide messenger RNA. RefSeq names its product DnaJ heat shock protein family (Hsp40) member B1a (gene dnajb1a). Gene Ontology annotation, cellular component: cytosol. Lineage: Eukaryota; Metazoa; Chordata; Actinopteri; Cypriniformes; Cobitidae. The record is from RefSeq and is a predicted model, not a curated record. Gene Ontology annotation, molecular function: Hsp70 protein binding; transcription corepressor activity. Gene Ontology annotation, biological process: negative regulation of transcription by RNA polymerase II.